Molecule: messenger RNA, 739 nt
Organism: Fomitopsis serialis
Lineage: Eukaryota; Fungi; Basidiomycota; Agaricomycetes; Polyporales; Fomitopsidaceae
Product: ER membrane protein SH3-domain-containing protein
Exons: 4
Coding region: 152-610 (152 amino acids)
Biological process (GO): endoplasmic reticulum to Golgi vesicle-mediated transport
Cellular component (GO): endoplasmic reticulum membrane
Source: RefSeq, a predicted model, not a curated record
AAUUAUGCGUGAGAUCCGACCUGCGGGUACGCGUCUGCCCGUCGACCUGCGUCGACCAAGUGUUGUUGUAUUUGAACUCAAGAUUUUCUUGGUUUUCUCCCGCCAGCGUGAGUAGCUGUCUUCAACCGGCUGCAGCCUCGAGCACGCCGCCAUGGGCUUCAGACAAGCCGCAGUGCUCUCUUCCGUCUCCUUCUUCCUCGGUGUUCUGCUUAUCUGUCUGAACGUCGACUACCGUAUCCUCUUCACGCCGCUCACGGACGACGUACUGCGCGAUGGCUUCGAGUUCUACACGACGUUCUACAAUUCCCCGCCGGCCAUCAAGGCUCUGCUGCAUGCCGUCAUGGGGGUGGGCGCCCUGGGCCUCUGCGGGAAGCUGAACCGGUGGGACGAGAGCGCCAUCUUCUUCGACGGGUCCUCGCUCGCGGCGUACGUCUUCGCCAUGGCGGUGUACAUCUCCGUGGGGAUCCCGCCUCGCGCUCGGUCGCCGUGCCCCUCCCCGGGGACACGCGCGGGGACCAGGUCGAGGCGCUCCGCGUGCUGUCGGCGGGGAACACGAUCAUCAUCGUCCUCCUGGGUGCGGUGCUCGCUCUCCAGGUACGUCCUCUGUUAGCCGACCACCAUCAAUCCGUUCGCGUGUCCCGCAUCCCACGUCCCACGUCCCCCCUCUUCCUGGUGGAAUGCCGUAUGCUGACAGUGCCUUGGACGUGUGUGAACGCAGGCGGGCGAGGAGUACGCGCGC